Molecule: messenger RNA, 606 nt
Organism: Durusdinium trenchii
Lineage: Eukaryota; Dinophyceae; Suessiales; Symbiodiniaceae
Source: the annotation of a GenBank genome assembly
AUGGCAUCUAAGCAAGCUUCUUCAAGACUGCGGAAAGAAAUCAAGGCCAUCAGCGAGGAUCCGCCUCCUCACAUUCAUGUCUCUGUGGAGGAGUCGGACAUCCUUGAGUGGCACUACGUCUUGGAAGGCCCUAAGGAGACUCCCUAUGAGGGUGGCUGGUUUUGGGGACGCUUGAGAUUCCCCAAGGACUAUCCCUUCAGACCGCCGUCCAUUUUGAUGGUCACGCCGAAUGGGCGCUUCGAGACCAACACGAGGCUCUGUUUGUCGAUGUCUGACUAUCACCCGGAGACUUGGCAGCCUGCCUGGUCCGUGGCCACGGUCUUGAAGGGCUUGCUCUCCUUUAUGUGUGAGGAGACUCCAACGGCCGGUGCGAUACACCCACCGCCACCCAGUGAAGUGAGGAGAGAUUUGGCCAGCAAGUCCAUCGCUUGGAACAAGGAACAGGCCGAAUUCAAGCGCUUGUUUCCUGAGUUUGACGACAUUGUUGCACAGUCGCAGGUUGCCCAAGAGGCCGAACGCCAGAGACUUCAGGCGACUGCGCCAGUGCCCCCGGUGAUCGCUGUCACUGGAGGCUACGCAGUUCAGGUAUUGACUCAGAAGUCCUAG